AUGGACACGGGGCCGUUCACUUCGCCGCCACCGGUGCCCUUCCAAGCUCCCUCUAGGGCUUCUUAUCGUCGCCGGAGCAAUUCUUCUGUUGACCAGGUAUCGUCUUCGCCGCUUCAAUCAUUUUCUCCAGGUGAAGAUGACCGCGACAUUGGGCCCGACGACAAUGUCGGGGAUGACGCCUUUUCGGCCUUUGACCCGCGUCGGUUCACUCCCACGCUUCACGCCAAUCUGGUUUCUGAAAUCCUGUCCCUGAGGAGGGACCUCGAGAGCAAAAGCAAAGAAAUUGUCAAGUUAGAGACGAGACUUGACGAGUCACAGAACGAAAAUGACACCCUGCAUGAGAACGUCGCCAAAUACACCAGAGAGAACCGUUCCCUCAAAAAGCAAAUGCAGCUACUUGAAGGGGGCAGUUUUUCAGCAAUCAGUGAAAUAGCCAAGGAGCGUGACGACGCUGUUGAGAACAUUGCCGAUGUUCGAAAACGAUUGGAACAGACCCAGAAGAAACUAAAGUCUCAAGAGGAGGAAGUUGAGAGGUCACAGAUGCUCUGGGAACGAGAUCGGCAAGCAUGGGGUACAGAAAAGAGGAACUGGGAGCGGAAGGUGCAUGUAGUUGAAAACCGACUCAGAGCUGUCUUGAACGAAGUCGCAGCGGCGCAAGCUGCAGGGAGCUUUCAGAAGACGCACGAAGGUGAUGAUGACACUACGAAAGACAACACUACUAUGGAUAGUGCAAGUAUUCGCUCCAGCAGCGCCUUUGACAGACGCCGAGCUAGUACAACCAGUGCUAGCACAUAUGACGGAGAGCCUUUGAACAGCGGCCGAUAUUCGUCCAUGAGUUUCGUCAAUGCAAGUGGCCCGAAAGCAGACGGCCUCAACUUGGCGGAUGAAUUGGCAUUUGACGAAGACGAGGAAGACGAUUACAUUGAUCUCCUAGAUGAGUCGAUGGAGGAGCGACGCACGUCAGUCGCGUCUCAAUCGUCUUUCAACAUGUCAAUGAAAGCACGGAGGAUACUAGGUUUGUCGAUGGAUGCCUCUUCUAUCAAGGGCGCAAAGGAACUCUUACAUUUAGACGAAUCCACUCCUGCGGAUGAGCCUGUUGAAGUCAAGCGACGAGUAGAAUAUCGCGACGUGGGCAUCCAAUACACACCGCCCCCAUCUCCUUCUCUGCCACCGAGUGAGCCCCAGAACGUUAUCGAGACGCCAGAACAUGACCCCGCAAACACCCAGAGUGUGCUUCCUCAAAUGGUAGAUAGUGCAGUUGAAACAACAGUCGUGGAAAUGGUAUCUACAUCGUGCCAAACCGACCAAAUCCUCGUUCCUUCAGUCCCUGAGCCUAUUGAGAUGAAAGAGCCCACAGAGGAGUCUGUCAGAGUCCCCAUGGCUUCUACGUCUACUCAGACCGAGGCAGAACCUGAGGAAGAGGAAGAGGAGGAAGAGUAUGAUGAAAUACAUGAAGUUGCAACUGCAAUCGAAUACAGUUCUACUGUGCCAAUGAUAACAAUCAUUCCUCCAGGAUCAGAACCUACCUCACCACGAACCAGCGUUGUCUUGCCCCCGCACACCAAGAGCAUUUCAUGUCAGACCGAUUUUGAACUGUCCCACAGCUUGCGAUCUGUUGCUAUGCAAACGGAGGAGAUAAGAAUCGAUCAGCGACCAAUCAAACUCCCGGCGAGCCUCCUUCCGUCCGCAAUUAUCGAACUUCCUACAGAGAAGACGGAUAUAGACAAUCUCUCAAUGCCCUUUAUCUCACCUCCCCCGCGUUCUCCCCAUAGGCCACUUUUGCGUUCGGAGCCAACGUAUAAGGAUAAGAGCACCAAACAGAUGGACCUGGUCCAAGCUUAUCCCGGAAACAAUGAUAAUGGUCCUCUAGCAGAAGACGAUGCAUCCGAUAUACGUCGACCUUUCCGAUCAAGUAGCUUGUUUGCAGGAUUUGACUCGUUGGACGAUGAUGAAUUACCAGGCCCCUUGCCCGAAUUACCUGACGUAUUCAGCGAUGAUGAGAUGUACAGCCGUCCCAUGGCUUCAUACACAUUACGGUCAGGUAAGAUGGUUAAUCGCAUGGGUCUGGGCAACGAUCCUCUCCGAGAAGAAGAUGAGUUUGAUAUCGAUCUGCCCUCGACUAUGCAGAAUGGAACCAACUCUGGACGAAGAUCUACACUCAACUCGAAGAAUGCUUCUGGGUCGAAGCAACCUGAUAUACGGCGAACGGCUCUGAUUUCCAAUGGCGCUGCAGCGCAUCAGAGAAAUCGUCCACGAAGUCCGAGCGACCCUAGCAUUGAUAGUGCCUCUACUGGAGCGGCACGGCCUCCGCCAUUCCCUGUUCCGGUGCGGCUCAGCUCUAGAAAUGUACCAACUCCAACUUAUAGUGACAGCAAUCAGAGUCCGACGCCUUACAGUGACGGAAACAGUUUCUCAUCUAGACGGAAAUCUAGACGCAUCACGAGACAGCCGACAUUACGCAAAGUUCGAUCUGCCGCAACAGUGCCAAAGAACCAACAGGACCGGGCAAGCAGUCGAUCGCCACCUCCCACGUCUACUACUGCUUCUGGAAUGUCACAUUCUUCUUAUACUCCUGAUAGCCCGCAACUCCCGCCUCCACUACCUCCAAUGCCAACAACGGAUGAAGCCGUCAUAUACCGCCCGAGGCGAAGCGCACGAAGAAUCCCGUCGAGCCGCCCUGACUCGAUUCGGUCUCAGACCCAAUCGCAUACAAUAGAAGAGCCCGUUUCGGAUUAUGGACAAUCGACUAGCGUCGUCGAUGCUAUUGCGCAAACCAUGGUGGGCGAGUGGAUGUACAAGUACGUUCGUCGACGAAAAUCGUUCGGUAUGUCAGAUAAUAAAGACACAAUGGAGGCUGGAAAGAGCACCGAAGAGGUCUCGGCAGGUAUUACAGGCACUGGAGUUCGGCACAAGAGAUGGGUAUGGCUCGCACCGUACGAGCGAGCUGUUAUGUGGAGCAGCAAGCAGCCAACCAGCGGUCCUGCUCUGUUGGGUAAGAACGGGCGUAAACUCAUAAUCCAAUCUGUGCUUGAUGUCAAAGACGAUACGCCUCUCCCGAAAGGGGGAGACCCGCAGAGUCAAUUCAACCGGUCGAUCCUUAUCCUUACUCCUCAACGUGCUCUGAAAUUCACGGCACUGUCGCUAGAUCGCCAUUAUGUAUGGCUAAGAGCUCUGGUUUUCUUGAGUCACUCCGGCAUCAAUGACCUAGCCUCAUUCCCACCCGUUCCGCAGGAAGAAUACCCAGCGGCGCGGCCUCCAGCAGCCACUCUGCGCCGUAAUCCUAUACGUGACUCGAUAAGAGUAGCCAAGGGGAAACCUCGGCCGCAGCCUAGUAAACGCUCUUUCACCGACCAUUCCGCCCUGGCUCCGGAAUAUACAUCUGGCGCGGGACUCGAUCUUGACCCGAUUAUGGAUGCAGCAGACCCACCAACUAUUCCCAGAUACUCAGGACAUACACGGAAACGCAGCAACACUGCACCCAAAGCUCCUUUGACGGCUGCGUUUCGCAGUUUCUCUAGUCAUGCAACACUGCCCUCGAACUAUAGUGCAAUCACCGCUGCGUCGUCCGAUCUCUAUGCGCCCUCUUCCUCAGGUGCACCGGGGCUGAUCAGCGGGCGCAGCAGCGUCAGUCGCCGGACAUCUGAAGCCAGCGGACCGACGUCGAGUAUCGUGAAUGGCGGCCUGUUUGACCCCGUGGGCACGAUGCGCAUGGAGGCGUUCAUUGAUCAUGUCGAACUGCCUCGAUAUCGUACUAACCAACGCAACCGGGCUGCUGCUUCUCGCAAGCGCGAGAAUAAUGUCCAAUGGCAUGCAGGCAACGACCUCGACUUCGCCAGAUCGGAAGAUGGCAGAUAUGGCGAACAGCCUAAGUACUCGUCGGCGAACGGAAUGACUGUGGGUGGUUUGCAGUUUGCUGGAUUUUCCUUCCGUCCCGCCGUACUUUUCUAUGUGUCAUCAUCAUCAUCCGCCAAAAAUUUCACAAAGACUUGCGUCCAAGGAAAAUAUAUACACACCAAGAAGCAGCAGACAAUGCCACCAAAAUACGCCAUAUCAGUGCUGCCAGCCACUGAACGCGACACUCUAUCUCUCGCACAGAUAGAAUCCCUUGCCUUUGACGCUCCUCCCCCUGCUCGUCUCGCCAAGAAUGAAGGAGAAAAAAUCCCAUCACCGACCCUGGGACGAAUAAUGUUCGGCGCACCCAGCGCUGAGAAAGACGCCAUUCGUGCCCGUGAGAUUGCAGAGAAGCUUACAUCUAAUCCGGAGAAUCGGACGUACAAAGCUGUUCUUCAAGAAGGAGAAGAAGGAGGGAAAAUAGUAGGCUUUGCAUCAUGGAAAUUCUUUACCACUCCCUUCCCAAUACACAACACCUGGAAGGAUUUGCCAUGGGAAUCGGCCGCGAAUCCCACGGCCUGCAAUGAAUUCUUCGGUGGAUUGGAACGUUUGCGCACGAAGCACAUGGGCGGGAAGACUUUUGCUUUACUUGCCGUCCUGGCAAUCCACCCAGAGUACCAAGGUCUCGGCAUCGGCGGCAAAAUGCUCCAGCGAGGAUUGGACGAUGCCGAUGCUCUGGGUCUGAAGGAGGCCUUUCUCGAAGCUACGGAUGCUGGGUAUCCGUUGUACACCAAGUUUGGGUGGCGUGAAGUUGAAGUUUUUCCGCUUGAUCUGGCGCGGUAUGGUGGUAAGGGGAUUUGCAAGACUGUUGCUAUGAAGAGGGGUUGA
Messenger RNA from Talaromyces atroroseus, 4719 nucleotides. RefSeq lists its product as hypothetical. Gene Ontology annotation, molecular function: acyltransferase activity, transferring groups other than amino-acyl groups; tubulin binding; phospholipid binding. NCBI's taxonomy places the organism in Eukaryota, Fungi, Ascomycota, Eurotiomycetes, Eurotiales, Trichocomaceae. The record is from RefSeq and is a predicted model, not a curated record. Gene Ontology annotation, cellular component: cell cortex; mitochondrion. The transcript has 6 exons. Bases 1 to 4719 code for a protein of 1572 amino acids. Gene Ontology annotation, biological process: maintenance of protein location in cell cortex; microtubule cytoskeleton organization; dynein-driven meiotic oscillatory nuclear movement.